UUCCCGAGGAGCCAAGUGCUUGAGCGUCACGGAAGAGUUCGAGCUUAGGCAAGAUGGCGGACGUACUGGAUCUUCAUGAGGCCGGGGGCGAGGAUUUCGCCAUGGAUGAGGAUGGGGACGAGAGCAUCCACAAACUGAAAGAAAAAGCGAAGAAACGGAAGGGACGUGGCUUUGGCUCCGAAGAAGGGUCUCGAGCGCGGAUGCGUGAGGAUUAUGACAGCGUGGAGCAGGAUGGCGAUGAACCCGGACCACAGCGCUCUGUUGAAGGUUGGAUUCUCUUUGUUACUGGAGUCCAUGAGGAAGCCACGGAAGAAGACAUCCAUGAUAAAUUUGCAGAGUAUGGGGAAAUAAAAAACAUCCACCUCAACCUGGACAGACGUACAGGAUAUCUAAAGGGGUAUACUCUAGUUGAGUAUGAAACAUACAAGGAGGCCCAAGCUGCUAUGGAGGGACUCAAUGGCCAGGAUUUGAUGGGACAGCCGAUCAGCGUAGACUGGUGUUUUGUUCGGGGUCCACCCAAGGGCAAGAGGAGAGGUGGCCGCAGACGCAGCAGGAGUCCAGACCGGAGGCGUCGCUGACCCAUCCUCUGUUGUCCAGGUGUUCUCUCCAGAGAUUCCGUUUGACUAUGCAGCCUUGGAGAAAUAGGGCUGGGGUGGAACUCACUGUGUUUAUAUUUAAUCUCUUACCCUACCUGCUUAGUGUUUCUUUUGAGUUAUGAAUAAAUGUCCAAUUUUUGUUUUCUAAAA
Molecule: messenger RNA, 746 nt
Organism: Eubalaena glacialis (North Atlantic right whale)
Lineage: Eukaryota; Metazoa; Chordata; Mammalia; Artiodactyla; Balaenidae
Gene: RBM8A
Product: RNA binding motif protein 8A
Exons: 6
Coding region: 54-578 (174 amino acids)
Biological process (GO): RNA splicing
Cellular component (GO): nucleus; exon-exon junction complex; cytoplasm
Molecular function (GO): mRNA binding
Source: RefSeq, a predicted model, not a curated record